AUGGGUCGCACCGUCGACCAGGAGGUGCACGCCGCGUUCGUCGAAUUCCGCGCCAAGGAAGAUGAUAAGUGCCUCUCCGUCCAGUGCAUCUACUGUCAACAGAUCCGGGCAAAGAACACCUCGCGACAGAAGCAGCAUCUCCUCGAGUGCCCCGGCCUGCGCGGCCACCCCAACGCGCCUCAGCCUACUCAGCCCACCGCGACCCCCAAUGGCCUGCCGCCCACCAAUGGCUACCCGGGCACCCCGAACGGUCCCGCGGCCGCUCCUCCAGGCGCAGCGCCCACGGCCAUUCCCACGCCGAAUGGAACCAUGAUUCCGAAUGGCGUCAAUCCCCAUGCGACGCCGAUGCAGACCCCACUGCAGAGCCUGCAGAACCGCCCGCCCAUGCCGACCCCAGGCCCACCACCGGGACCCCCGGGGUCGGCGCCGCAGUCCGCGACUCCGUCGCGUCCCACCCCCAAGCCAAAGCCCAAGUCGAGCACCUCGAAUCUGCCUGCGCCGCCUCUGGACGACGUGCACGCAGCUUUCGUGGAGUUUCGCGCCAAGGAGGAGGACAAGGCAAGUUUUGGGACGUCUGAAAUAUUGAUCGAAGCUAACGUUCGCGCAAAGAACACCAGUCGCCAGCGUCAACACUUGCUCGAAUGUCCGACCUAUCUCAGUGUUAUGAAGGAUUCGAUUCCUGCCAACAACCUGCUGCACACAUUCCCUGAAGGUGAUGUCGCGCGAUCUCUGCAGAUUCCGGCUCCGACUCUCGAGCUUGAUUUCCGUAUGAGUGUAAAGAUGAACCCGAAAGUCGGCGUUGGCCUCAGUGUCUGGGGUCACCGAGAGUGGGUGUCGUAUGUUGGUGGCCAGUGGGCCGGUCGAUGGGGCAAGGGAAUUGUUCUUCCCGGCGGACAAGAUACCCAAGUCGUUACGAAGGACGCGACGACCAACAUUCGCGCCAAUUACAUGCUUCAGACUGCCGACGAUCCUCCGGCCUUUAUCAUCGUCAAGGCCGAGGGAUGGCUCACCGGCGCCAAAGACGUUCUGGAGAAAGUCAACGACUCUUCCAUGGCUGACGGAAUUAACCCCAGCAGCUACAAAUACCGCAUCAAUCUCGGCAUGGAGACUGGUGACGAGCGGUACACAUUUUUGAAUACCCUCAUGUGGAUCGGCAGUGGCUGCCGCCGCGGCCAAGAAGUCAUCUUCGAUGCAUUCCGCGUCAACUAA
Messenger RNA from Penicillium argentinense, 1209 nucleotides. RefSeq names its product DUF3237 domain-containing protein. The record is from RefSeq and is a predicted model, not a curated record. Bases 1 to 1209 code for a protein of 402 amino acids. The transcript has 5 exons. Lineage: Eukaryota; Fungi; Ascomycota; Eurotiomycetes; Eurotiales; Aspergillaceae.